UCCAAAACAAACCACAGCAUCAACCGAGAAAACAGUUUUCACACUUUUCAUUCACUCCCAUAAAGAGCUGACUAACUAACCAUCACGUACUUAUCCCCCUUGGGUUCAUUUCUUUUUUCUGUGUAACGGUAUUGCUCAUUUGAGGUGGAUCAUUAGUACAAGAUGAACAACGGGAAUACAAAUACAAAUGCAGGCACUGACCCUCAAUAUCAGACUCCAUAUAAUGACAACAUCACCCCAGCAGCAUUAUUGGAACAGCUAGUAUACGUUGAUACAUUCAUGCCUGAAAUUGACGAUCCUACACAACUUGACGAAAGGCUCACUGCGGAGCUUAGCGCCUUUGCUGAUGACUCCUUCAUCUUCCCAGAUGAGGAGAAGCCAAAGAAGCCUGAAGAAAACGAUAAUAACGAAGGCCACAACAACAACAAUGGUGUGGCUAACGGUGAUUUAAAUCUGAAUAGCCAAUCGCUAUUAUUCAACAAUUUGAACAACGGUACUAAUUCCAGUAAUCUUGGAAUUUCAAACCACACUGCUGGAUUGCCUAUCAACUCAUUUGGUAAUGGGAUCAACAGCAUGCUACCGCUAAACUCUCUGAGUAAUCAUAGCUCACCGAGUGCAAACAUAUACUCGUCCUCAAUCAACACCGGGAGUAAUAACUCACGCACUAAUGGGAAACCUACUGACCUUUUGUCAACUUUACCAAAAGUACACGUCCCCCCAGGAGCACAGUCAUCUUUGAUUGCAGCAGGGUUAUCGCAAACACAGAUCGAUGCCCUUGCAGCUUUAAUCGCACAGCACCAAGGUGGAUCGGCUGAGUCGACAUCGCCAUUGCCACAGAAUUCAUUGGGCAGUACGUCGAGGCUCAAUUCCAUAGAUCACACGUUCCAGGCUCAUUCUCCUCUGAAUAGUAUUUCAGUUAAUCCACUGACAACGUCUCUCUCCACGGAAUCUUCGGCUCAAACUCCAGCUUCCUCCUCAAGUAUUGCACAGUCGUUACGAAACAAUGAGAAUACACAACUGCCGCCUGAAUUGGCUGACAUUAAAGUUGAACCUACUGGCGAUGUUGAGCUUGACAAGAGACGUCGCAAUACUGCGGCCUCUGCAAGAUUUAGAAUCAAGAAAAAGAUGAAAGAGCAACAAUUGGAAAGAAGUGUACGUGAAUUGACUGAAUUGUCUAUGACUUUGGAAAAGAAGAUCCAAACGUUGGAGAUGGAGAAUCGACUCUUGAGGAAUCUUGUUGUGGAGAAAGGAGAACAGAGAAACAAUAACGAGUUGGAGUUGUUAAAACAAAGAGCGAGAAUGGCUAAUGAUAAUGAAUUCAACUCUGGAGCUGGUUCUUCAAGUGGGUUUAAUCCAAAGGGUAAUUAAUAUGCUUCUUUAUUUGUGUUAUUUACUUUACAAUAGUGCGAUUAAGCGAUGCUUUUCAUGCUGAGUAAUGU
Williopsis jadinii is the source of this 1439-nucleotide messenger RNA. It is a transcript of the gene MET4, whose product is annotated as Met4p. Lineage: Eukaryota; Fungi; Ascomycota; Saccharomycetes; Phaffomycetales; Wickerhamomycetaceae. The transcript has a single exon. Gene Ontology annotation, biological process: regulation of transcription by RNA polymerase II. Gene Ontology annotation, cellular component: nucleus; Cbf1-Met4-Met28 complex. The record is from RefSeq and is a predicted model, not a curated record. Gene Ontology annotation, molecular function: RNA polymerase II transcription regulatory region sequence-specific DNA binding; DNA-binding transcription activator activity, RNA polymerase II-specific. The coding region runs from base 163 to 1368 and encodes 401 amino acids.